Molecule: messenger RNA, 2087 nt
Organism: Paralichthys olivaceus (Japanese flounder)
Lineage: Eukaryota; Metazoa; Chordata; Actinopteri; Pleuronectiformes; Paralichthyidae
Source: RefSeq, a predicted model, not a curated record
UCCUCAGGUGGAGCUGCUGCUGCUGCACACGUCACUCUGUGGAGGUCGUGUCGCUGUUUUAUACCAAGAAAAACUGAACCAGUGAAAAUGGAGACAAAGUGGAGGGUCGAGGUCUGAGACCAUCAGAGGAGACAUGUUGGAGGAGAGGCAACUUCUCAGGAGACACGAGUAGGUACAUGUGCAGUGAGCGACAGCAAAGCAGUUCAGGGCACGAGCCAAAGGAGCACACACCCACCAGCAGAGAGCAAGACUGCAUUAUUCAACGGAUCCUCUUCUCCACAAGUCCUCUGGGCCAGUGACUCAUCCCCUCUGCACCUCUUGCUGAGCCAUUAUUGCCAUGGAAACCCCGAGCCAGAAACGCACCAGCCGCGGUGCCACCGUCACCGUCUCGCCUGCCCGCAUCACCAGGCUGCAGGAGAAGGAGGACCUGUGCAACCUCAACGACCGUCUGGCGGUGUACAUCGACAAGGUGCGCUCGCUGGAGUCUGAAAAUGCCGGGCUGCGUAUGCGCAUCACCGAGUCCGAGUCCUCCGUCACCCGUGAUCUGUCGGGCAUGAAGGCCGCCUAUGAGACGGAGCUGGCCGACGCCCGCAAGACCCUGGACCAGGUGGCCAAGGAGCGAGCGCGCCUGCAGCUGGAGCUCGGCAAGAUCAGGGAGGAGCACAAGGAGCUGAAAGCCAGGAACAGUAGGAAGGAGUCGGACCUGGAGGCGGCUCUGGCCAGGCUGAGGGACCUGGAGGCCUUGCUCAACUCUAAGGAUGCUUCACUCAAUACUGCCCUGGGGGAGAAGCGGAACCUGGAGGCUGAGGUGAAGGACCUCAGGGCCCAGCUGGCCAAGUUGGACGGAAACUUGGCCGAUGCCAAGAGGCAACUGCAGGACGAGAUGUUGAGGAGAGUGGACGCGGAGAAUCGCCUGCAGACCCUGAAGGAGGAGAUGGAGUUCCAGAAGAACAUCUACAACGAGGAGUUACGUGAAUCCAAGCGCCGCCAUGAGACUCGCAUGGUGGAGAUUGACGGCGGGCGGCUGGAUUUCGAGAGCAAGCUGUCCGAGGCCCUGGCUGAGCUGCGAGCCCAGCACGAGGAUCAGGUCCGCAUCUACAAGGAGGAGCUGGAGAAGACCUACCAGUCCAAGCUGGAGAACGCCCGUCUGUCAGCUGACAGCAACAGCCACAUGGUGGGAGCCGCCCACGAAGAGCUGCAGCACACGCGUGUUCGACUGGAGAGCAUGUCAGGACAGCUCAGCCAGCUGCAGAGACAGCUGUCGGCGAGCGAGGCCAAGGUGCGCGAGCUGGAGGAGGCGCUGACGCGGGAGCGGGACCUGAUGAGGCGGCGGCUGGAGGAUAAAGAGCGUGAGAUGGCUGAAAUCCGAGCCCGCAUGCAGCAGCAGCUGGACGAUUACCAGGAGCUGCUGGACAUCAAACUGGCCCUGGACAUGGAGAUCAAUGCGUACAGGAAGCUGCUGGAGGGAGAGGAGGAGAGGCUGCGUCUGUCUCCCAGCCCUCCACCCACCAAGGUCUCGAUUACACGAACCUCUGGCUCAAGCCACAGCCACACCAGCCGCCUGCUCCAGUCCUCCGCCACCGCUUCCAGCAGCCGCAACUCCUCUGGUGCGGCCAGUUCCAAAAAGCGCCGCCUCAACGACAAUGACAGCGAGACGUCCAGCAUGGCGGGCGGCACCGUGACCAAGACUCGCAUCAGCCAGCACGCCUCAGCCAGCGGCCGCAUCACGGUGGACGACGUUGACCUGGAGGGGAAGUACAUCCGUCUCAACAACAAGGCCGACGAGGAUCAGCCACUUGGCAACUGGCAGGUGAAGAGACAAGUCGGGAGCACCACCCCGAUCGUCUACAAGUUUCCCCCGAAGUUCACCCUGAAGGCCGGAGGAACCGUGACCAUCUGGGCUGCAUCUGGCGGCGGAAGCCACAACCCUCCCACUGACCUGCUGUGGAAAACCCAGAACUCUUGGGGCACCGGCGACCUCCUGCAGACCAGCCUCAUCAGUGCCAACGGAGAGGAAAUGGCCAUGAGGAAGGUGACCCGCACCCUCUUCCACGAUGCUGAAGAGGAUGAUGACAUGGGCGCUCACA